CAGGUUGCGUGUUUGGAGCAAAGAGUCUGAGCUGCUCCGCUGAACGCAGCGGUGCCACUCUUACCUUUUCAAGUAGGACUAGCUUGGAAAGUUAAGACAGCGUCCGAACUUUUUCCCGUUGCUCUGUUUUCUUCAUUUGUAAUCACUGGACCGACUGGAGAUGGCCUUAAGCGGGACCAUUUUGCCAUCCAUUUCCACUUUCGCCGCGCAGAAGGAGAAAUGUUGGGAAAACAGGUGGAAGGACGAUGACCUGCACGUCAGCUGCUUGACCGAGCUGUCCUCGAGCCUGGACGGCGCUGUUGCCAGCAGACACCAAGACGACGAGGAUCUGGACAAAUAUCUGGAUCUGGAGUUUAUCCUGGCCAACACGGCGUGCCCCGAGAACCUCCCGCCCAUGUCCGGCAUAGCCAUGGCUCUGGGGGGCGACUACAGGAUGCAGGAGGGCAGAGGCGGCUACAACAGCACGCCUGCCCCGACCAGCUCGUACCCAGCGGCCGAGCUCGCUGCUUCUCCCCCCGGCUACAGCGCUAGCCUCAUGGCCGAGCUGCUGCGCUCCGAAGCGGACACUUACUGCCCUCCUCCUCCUCAUCAUCAUCUCUCCAACCACAUCCAGGGACGCUUUCUGGUCAGGUCGCCGCCGUACACAACUCAGGACAUUAUUGCUGACGGCGUGAAAGCCGAGCCGUGCAUGGACAGCUACGGGCCCGUGAUGGGAAUGGUGCCCAAAAUAAAGCAGGAGGCGACGAGCAACGGAGCCUGCAUGAGGGCAUACGAGCAGCCACUGCUAGCCCACUCUCCACAGGGCUCCGGCAGCAUGACCCCUCCGCUCAGCCCGGCCGAGAUGAUGCACCCCGAAUGCCAGGCUCCCAUGUGCCGCUCCGUGCCCUUCGCGUCCGGCUUCCACACGGGCUUCCCCGCGCCCCCGCCGCCGCAGCUGCAGCUGUCUUACCCAGGCGUGGCGAUGCCCAGCGCCGGGCAGAGAGCUCUGCUCACGCCGCCCUCCUCGCCGCUGGAGCUGGACGCCAGCAAACCCAAGCGCGGACGCAGGACCUGGCCCAGGAAACGCACGGCCACGCACACGUGCACGUACGCGGGCUGCGGCAAGACGUACACGAAGAGCUCACACCUGAAGGCGCACCAGAGGACGCACACAGGUGAGAAGCCCUAUCACUGCAGCUGGGAAGGCUGCGGUUGGAAGUUUGCCCGGUCCGACGAGCUGACCCGCCACUUCCGCAAACACACCGGCCACCGGCCCUUCCAGUGCCACCUGUGCGAACGAGCCUUCUCCAGGUCCGACCACCUGGCCCUGCACAUGAAGAGGCACAUGUAGGAACUGACUUUUUCAUGGACCAAAGCACAAUGAACAUGAACAGUGAACGUCAAGACAAAUGCUGGGACCAUUCGAGUUCUUUUCUUCAAGCCUUCCUGCAUCUAUUCAGUAUUUGUUCCAAGACAAAACACGAACAGACUGGACAUUGUGCUGAACGCUAUGCACCAAUGUUUUCCUCUCGUGUAGCUGGUACUACUUUUUUAUGGACAAAUAUUUGCCAAGGAGCUUUAAAAGUGCGAAACCACUCGUUAGGCUGGACCUACACCUCUGACGCAACUGGAACCAGUAAAUAAAAAAAAUAUAUAUUAACACGAUGUGCUUCAGACGUCACGAUAGUGCCUUUUAUUACAUGCAGGCUAUACAUCUCAAGUGCCAUAAAUAUUUGUUUUUUUUAUUGUAUUAUACAGCAGUUUCCCAAAAAAAAAACAAAUAAGCUUUUAGACAAUGUUUUUCUUUUCUAAAACGGCCACACAAGUCACGAGACUGAAUGUUUUGGCUCAAUUUACUUGCAUAUUAACAUUUAAAUCAGGGUCUUUUUCUUUUGAAACGGUUUCUACAUGUUUUUAAAGUUGUAUUCCAGACUGUCCCAGUUUCAAGGGCUACAAAUGUCUUGUGAGUUGUUUCAGAACAAAGUCUUUCGACUUGUACAUAAUUUAUGCAAUGUAAAUAGUGUAUUUACUGUACAUAUUAAACUUAAGUGAGAUAUCUA
Messenger RNA from Pygocentrus nattereri (red-bellied piranha), 2039 nucleotides. It is a transcript of the gene klf2a, whose product is annotated as Kruppel-like factor 2a. Gene Ontology annotation, molecular function: RNA polymerase II cis-regulatory region sequence-specific DNA binding; DNA-binding transcription factor activity, RNA polymerase II-specific. NCBI's taxonomy places the organism in Eukaryota, Metazoa, Chordata, Actinopteri, Characiformes, Serrasalmidae. Bases 161 to 1330 code for a protein of 389 amino acids. The transcript has 3 exons. Gene Ontology annotation, biological process: regulation of transcription by RNA polymerase II. The record is from RefSeq and is a predicted model, not a curated record.